Messenger RNA from Sinocyclocheilus anshuiensis, 1278 nucleotides. Its product is annotated as natterin-3-like. The record is from RefSeq and is a predicted model, not a curated record. The transcript has 2 exons. Lineage: Eukaryota; Metazoa; Chordata; Actinopteri; Cypriniformes; Cyprinidae. Bases 127 to 1173 code for a protein of 348 amino acids.
AUAAAUACCAGUGGAACAGAACAUUUCAGGAACUGAAUCUAUUGUAGCGCCUGCUGAAGAGAGGACAUCAAGUGUUCUGAGGCAGAACAACAACUGCAGUUUUCCAUAAAGCAGACAUUUAUUUACAUGCCGUGGCAGCAGACGAUGAUGGAUUUCAGCAUGGUGAUCAUCUUUGCUCUGCUGCAGAUAGCUGAGGUCCAGACCCAGACCUACUUGGAAUGGAAAGAAGUGCAUCCACCACAACUGCCUAAGGACGCUGUUCCUGUCUUUGACAAGAAAUCAAAGCAAACUUUUUAUGUGGCUAGAUUGGAAGACUGUACACCUUGCUUCUAUGACAGCGCUAAAAAAUCGUGUUCGGUUUCAACAUUUCAUGGAGAAUUCAAUUUAGGACACACUGUCCAGAAUAGAAAAAUGUCAUUUUUAUUGAAUAAGGAUAACUUCGAAAUAUUUGAGUGGAAGAAAUCUUCAUUUGGAGAGGUUCCACCUUUACCAGUGGAGACUUGUAAUGGUUACUUUAUUGCUAGAAAUGACUUUGGGUUAGGCUAUAUGAUCGAUAACAGUUUAAUAACGAUUGGUGCUAAAAAACAAGACACCACCGAAAAUGAGGUUCUCACCCUAAACCAUGACAUUAAAGGGCAGCAUUUAACCAUUACUGAGUAUCAAAUUGGAAAUGCCAAGGCAUCAGAAAACAUAGCAGUACUGAAACAUUUCACGGCCUCCAACAAGAACUGUGACCCAGCCAAACAACAGGUGAAGUUGGACCAAGGCAUCGAUAAAACAGUUUCAUUCCUAAAGACCCGUACGCAUACGUUUGGAGGGACAGGAGAGACAUCCGUCAGCGGUAAGGUUCCAUUUAUAACAAGUAUAGGAGGAAAGCUUGGCUUGAAAUACGACUAUAGCCGCCUCAAUUCUAAGACGACAUCCACAGUUGAGAAAAGCUUGCACUCAGUGAGUAUGGAGGUGCAGGUUCCCGCCAACCACGCUUGCAGCAUUGUUAUUAAUAGCAAUACCUUUACAGCUGAUGUCCCGUUCACUGGCCAGCUCACUAGAGUAUACAACAACGGUGAAGCACGCAGAACCUUGACUGAUGGCAUCUACAGUCAUCAGGAAGUGGCAGAAAUACAAGCGCUUGUGAAUCCCUGUACUCCACUUGUAGAUAAAAAGAGAUGUUAGUCAGUUUCUGUAAUAGAAAAUGAAUGAUGUGUUGACAAGUAUAUGUUCAACAGAAUGUCAUGGCAUGCUCCACAAGUAACACCAUUAAAUUGUCUUUAAACUGGC